AUGACCACUGCCCACAGGCCGACGUUUGAUCCAGCUCGAGGCAAGGAAGCCGCGCGCGGCGAAGCCUACCACCAGCGCCUGCUACCCGCGCACAAGACGCUCAAGUUCCGACAAGCGACACAAGGCGCCCCAUCAGAGCAAGCGAAGCGCGACCUGAAGGCGGAGCUGCUAAAGAAAGAGUCAAAGUACUACGCGAAGAAGGAGGGUCGAGAGAUUGCGGAGGAGGAUGAGGAGACGGUGGACGACCGGGAGCCUCUGCGAAUCGAGGAUGGCGAGGACUCAGCUGGUGGCGUGAAGCGGAAAUUGGAAGAUGUAGGAGACCAGACGGCGGAUGAGGAACCCGAAGAGGACUACGAGGCGAAGAAGCGACGGGUAUUGGAAGAGACGAAGGACAUCGAUGCAGACUCAGAAUCCUCAGAGGAGUCAGAUUCGGAAUCAGAAGACGAGGAUGAAGAGGAUGAGUCGGCAGUGCUGAUGCGGGAGCUCGCCAAAAUCAAAGCAGAACGUGCAGAGGCAGCGGCAAAAGCUGCAGCAGAGCAAGCUAAGAAGGACGAGGAGCAGCGGGAGAAGGACAUAGCUCUGGGCAAUCCUUUACUGAAUCCCAAGAAGGAAGAGUAUGGGGUGAAGCGGAGGUGGGAUGACGAUGUGGUCUUUAAGAACCAGGCGAGAGGUACAGAGGAGAGGGGGAAGGAGAAGCGGUUCGUGAACGACUUGCUACGGAGUGACUUUCACAGGCGGUUCAUGGACAAGUAUGUGAGGUAG
Messenger RNA from Zasmidium cellare ATCC 36951, 762 nucleotides. RefSeq lists its product as uncharacterized. Bases 1 to 762 code for a protein of 253 amino acids. Lineage: Eukaryota; Fungi; Ascomycota; Dothideomycetes; Mycosphaerellales; Mycosphaerellaceae. The transcript has a single exon. The record is from RefSeq and is a predicted model, not a curated record. Gene Ontology annotation, biological process: mRNA cis splicing, via spliceosome. Gene Ontology annotation, cellular component: catalytic step 2 spliceosome. Gene Ontology annotation, molecular function: RNA binding.